AUGGAAUAUAAAUCACUCCUCUUAUUAAUGGGAUUUGCUUUAAGGCUCGCAGUAACUGAGGACGUUAGUUAUCAAGCGUGUGUGGACAAAUAUUCACGAAAAGGUUAUCAGCCAUGGCAAGAAUGGUCUGAUCACUACACCUGCCAUAGGUAUCGAUGUGAAAUACGAGAUGGAAAAUAUUUUAUAGCUGCAGUUGGUUGCCGUAAACCAAAAAUUCCUGAAAAUGCUCUUGAAUGUCAUGAGUACAUAGAAGAUGAGAAUGUUGAAUUCCCCACAUGCUGCGCUCGAUUGCGAUGUGUCGUAGAAGUAAAUGGAGAACGAAUUGUACAAACGAGAGGACAACCUGGUGAAUUAUUUCCUGACAAACCAUGGAAAGGUCAGCAAAAUGAGCCUAAUCCCGCGGUAGUAGGUAUGGGCCCAGUACAACAAAACCCGGGUGGAGAACCACAAAGUCAGCCUUCACCAGGAAUGUUCAAUAGCAGAGGCGCAGGCAAGCCAACGGAUGGCAACGAUAUUAACGGAAGGCGAUACGUCGAUCCAUAUCCAUCGCAACCCAUGCAGGACUCCCCAAGAAAGAAGCGUUCAACUACUUACCCUCUCUUUGACAGAGGAUUGCUCCACGAACGUGGAUAUGCACCUCAUCAAGUAAAAAUUCAUGGAUAUUCACCAGAAAAAUAUACCUCCUACUUUACUAGUAACGUAAAAGGAAUUUCGAGCCCAAAAUUACACCUCAAUAUGUCAUAA
Messenger RNA from Leptosia nina, 744 nucleotides. NCBI's taxonomy places the organism in Eukaryota, Metazoa, Arthropoda, Insecta, Lepidoptera, Pieridae. The record is from the annotation of a GenBank genome assembly.